Molecule: messenger RNA, 723 nt
Organism: Mercurialis annua (annual mercury)
Lineage: Eukaryota; Viridiplantae; Streptophyta; Magnoliopsida; Malpighiales; Euphorbiaceae
Exons: 2
Coding region: 1-723 (240 amino acids)
Molecular function (GO): RNA-DNA hybrid ribonuclease activity; nucleic acid binding
Source: RefSeq, a predicted model, not a curated record
AUGAGCCUAUGGACAAUCUGGAUUGAUACGAACAACCUGGUUUUUGGUAAUAAGAGGCUAUCGCUGGAGUUCCUAUUUCAACAAGUCACCUCUGAUCUGAGCCACAAAUCUUCAUUGGAUAGGAUAUCCAAAGUGCUAUCUCCAGCUGAAGCUUUGAGUUGGAUACCCCCGACUGGUAUGAUGAUAAAAGUUAAUACAGACGCUGCGGUAUCUGUUAGGAAUAACAGUUCGGUGGUUAGUGCUGUUUGUAGGAACGCCCAAGGAGCUGUCAUCAGAUGGGGAGUUUCUGCCGUUCAUGGAAUCACAGACGCGGAAGCAGCCGAAGCUAGGGCGGUACAGCUAGGUUUGCAAAUUUCAGCUCAGUUCCAGGAAGAAGAAAUUAUAUUAGAAUCUGACUCGUCCAACGUUAUCAGCAGGCUGAACAAUUCGAAGAACGCCAUUGAUCUGGUCCAUAUCAUUAUCGAUGAUUGUUUAAUGGAAACGGUUUCGCGCAGGGUUCAUUUUCGACAUAUUCAAAGACAAUGUAACCAAGUAGCCCAUGCUCUUGCUAAAUGGGGUGUUUUUAUUGGAAAAAACAUAAUUGUUGACGGAAACGUUCCUUUUCCGGUCAAUGAACUUGUUAAUUCAGAAAUCAGUUACUCCAGCUCUUUCCAGGUCAGCAAUCCACUUGAAGAGAAUCCAAUGAUCAGCUGCAGCAAUAGAGAAAUGAACCACAGGCAAUGA